Messenger RNA from Amaranthus tricolor (Joseph's coat), 2660 nucleotides. Its product is annotated as G-type lectin S-receptor-like serine/threonine-protein kinase RLK1. Gene Ontology annotation, biological process: protein phosphorylation. Gene Ontology annotation, molecular function: protein serine/threonine kinase activity; ATP binding. The transcript has a single exon. The record is from RefSeq and is a predicted model, not a curated record. Lineage: Eukaryota; Viridiplantae; Streptophyta; Magnoliopsida; Caryophyllales; Amaranthaceae. The coding region runs from base 43 to 2544 and encodes 833 amino acids.
UUUGGUUCACAGAAGCACAACAAAAUAACACCUAUACUUAGUAUGAAACUUGUGCACCAUGACAAAAUAACUACAGCUAUGAUUUGGCCUCUUUCUUCUUCCCUUAUCUUCUAUACACUCAUUCUCCUACAAUCAACACUACCUGCUGCACAAAAUGGUGGUAAAAUUACAGCAGGCAAAUCUCUCUCAGCCACAGGCAAAAACUCAGCUGCAUGGCUCUCCCCUUCAGGCGACUUUGCCUUUGGUUUUCAUCAAUAUCUUAAAUCCAACAAUUUAUUUUUGCUUGCCAUAUGGUAUGCUAAAAUUCCUGACACCAUUGUUUGGUAUGCAAAUGACGGUAAUCCUGUCCCCCAGGGAUCCUCAGUAAACAUAACUGCUAAUGAGGGUCUGGUUCUUAGUGAUCCUCAAGGAACAAAUCUAUGGAAUACAACUGAUGAUUUAAGUGGUGAUGGAGAAGUUGCUUAUGGUUUUAUGAAUGAUACUGGGAAUUUUGUGCUCUUAAGUAGAAACACUGAUGCUGCAGUUUGGCAGAGCUUCGACCAUCCUACAGAUACCUUGCUUCCAACCCAGAUAAUGGAAGCAGGAGACGAGCUUGAUUCCCGACGAUCAGCAACCAAUUUUACAAAAGGGAGGUUUCAACUUCGUUUGCUCCACGAUGGGAACCUCGUUCUUAAUACCAGGGACCUCGCCACAGGUUAUUCCUAUGCUUCUUACUAUGAAAGUGGCACCAAUGACAUACAAAAUCCUGGUGACAGAUUGGUCUACAGUGAAUCCGGGGAUUUGUAUAUACAGACAAAGAACGGCUCAAGGUUUGAUGUCAAGCCAGCAAAUAAGUUUGUCUCUGCCAAGGAUAAUUAUUACAGAUUAUCAUUGAAUUUUGAUGGGGUAUUGACCUGGUUCUAUCAUCUGAGAAACUUCACGGGCAAAAUAGAUGCUGAUUGGUCGGAGCUUCAGUCAUUGCCUGAUAACAUAUGUAUGAAUAUAGCAUCAUUUGGGGGUGAUUAUGAUAGUGGAGCCUGUGGAUAUAAUAGCAUCUGUAACAUUGGUGAGGACAAGAGGCCAAACUGUAAUUGCCCACCAGGAUAUUCACUAUUGGAUCCCAAUGAUAAAUACGGCAGCUGCAAACCAGAUUUCAAACAGGAGGUUUGUGAUGAACAGAGUCAGGAUGCUGUAAAAGAUGAAUUCAAGCUAGUCUUGAUUCAAAACACAGAUUGGCCAUUUGCUGACUAUGCAAGACUUGAUCCUUGUAGUGAAGACGAAUGUAAGAAUUCUUGUCUUAAUGAUUGUUUCUGUGCAGUUGCUAUUUUCAACGAUCAAAGCUGUUGGAAGAAGAAGCUGCCACUCUCCAACGGAAGACAAGAUAGUCAAGUAAUGAGAAUAGGUUGGGUUAAGGUGGGAAAUAGCAAUAUUACCUACAACCCACUAAACCCAGUGUUACCUCCCAACAAAGUAAGAUACAAAAUGAAUCGUGCAGUUACAGCUUUGUUAGGUGGUUCCGUAUGCAUUAAUCUCCUUCUGCUAAGUGCUAUAGUUUUAGGGAUUUUCUUUAUGUACAACAAAAAGCAGUCCAGAGGAACAUUGAUUGAUGAGCAUCAGAGAAUAAAAACCCUAAAGGAGUAUACUAAUGUACAUUGCUUUAGCUACAAAGAGCUAAAUGAUGCAACAGAUGGGUUUAAGGAAGAAAUAGGACAGGGGGCUUUUGGCACAGUAUAUAAAGGAAGGAUUGAAGCAGGAGGUUCUCCAAUCAUAGUCGCGGUUAAAAAGUUAGAUAGGAUAUCUAAAGAGAUUGGUAAAGAAUUUGAAGCUGAAGUUAAUGUAAUUGGCCAGACUCAUCACAAGAAUCUAGUUCGCUUUAUAGGAUUCUGCAAGGAAGAUGACCAUCGGUUAUUGGUGUAUGAAUAUAUGAGCAAUGGAACCGUGGCAGAUUAUCUUUUUGGUGAUUUAAGGCCAAGCUGGACUGCAAGGAUUCAAAUUGCUCAAGGGAUUGCAAGGGGGCUCUUGUAUUUGCACGAGGAGUGCAGCACGCAGAUCAUACACUGUGAUAUAAAGCCGCAGAACAUACUUCUUGAUGACCAUUUCAACGCUCGAAUUUGUGACUUUGGACUGGCAAAGCUUUUGGUUUUAAAUCAGACACAUACAAAUACUGGAGUCAGAGGAACAAAAGGAUAUCUUGCCCCUGAAUGGUUCAGAAACAAGCCGGUAACAAUUAAGGUUGAUGUAUACAGCUUUGGAGUUUUGCUAUUGGAAAUUAUAAGCUGUAGAAGAUGUGUGUGUAUGGAUAUCAGUGAUGAAGCAGCAAUUCUGACAGAUUGGGCAUACGAUUGCUACCAGUCUAACAAUUUACGAAAUCUUGUUAAUGGUGACAUGGAGGCAACUAGUGACAUGCAAGGACUGGAGAGGUUUAUAAUGGUUGCCCUGUGGUGUAUUCAAGAAGACCCAAGUCAGCGACCUACGAUGAAAAAGGUCACGCAGAUGCUCGAGGGUGUUAUUAAAGUGACUAGUCCUCCUUGUCCUGCCUCCUUUUCAAUUGCAACCCAAGCUUGACACUCCAUAGUUAUCAUGAUUAAGAAUGUGUAUUUUACAUUUCAUCUUUAUCCCACUUUGGUAGUUAUGUACCUGUAACCUCUACAAUAAAAUAAAUCAUUUCAUUGUUCGUUUCA